Messenger RNA from Rotaria sordida, 348 nucleotides. The record is from the annotation of a GenBank genome assembly. NCBI's taxonomy places the organism in Eukaryota, Metazoa, Rotifera, Eurotatoria, Philodinida, Philodinidae.
AUGGACCCUCGACAUUGGAAUUGUUCUCAAGUAAUUCAAUGGUUAUCUUCUUUUAAUAAAAAUCAGCAUGCUCUUGAUGUUUUUACUAUAAUAUCUAAUACAGGUCAUGUUGGAUAUAUUAUUGAAGUCUACUAUGAUAUUAAUGAAAAUGGUUAUGAAUUUGUUGUAAGUGCGUAAGAUUGUGCAACUUGUUUGUUCUUAGUUGGUAUCUGAUUUAGUAGUUCAUCUGAUGAUGGUUUUCAAAUAAAGUGGAAAAUUCAUGAAUUUCUACAAUAAGUCUUUUUUCUUUAUUUUCAAUAACAAAAAAUACGUUAUACCGUUACACUCUCAACUCUUACAACAUCUGCU